Messenger RNA from Sphenostylis stenocarpa, 1290 nucleotides. The record is from the annotation of a GenBank genome assembly. Lineage: Eukaryota; Viridiplantae; Streptophyta; Magnoliopsida; Fabales; Fabaceae.
AUGGCUUUUUCUCACAACUUGGAGGUGGAAUCCUCAUCUCCCCCUCUCGUGUUCCCGGUGCGGAGGAGCGAACCGGAGCUGGUGGCUCCGGCCAAGCCCACUCCCCGCGAAAUCAAACUCCUAUCAGACAUAGACACCCAAGCAGGCCUCCGGGCCCAAAUUCCAAUCAUACAGUUCUACCGUAACGACCCAUCAAUGGCAGAGAAGGACCCGGUUGCAGCCAUUAGACACGCUCUCGCUGAAACCCUAGUUUUCUACUACCCAUUCGCUGGGAGGAUUAAGGAUGGUUCUGAUGGGAGCCUGGUGGUAGAUUGUAACGAGGAGGGUGUGUUGUUCAUCGAGGCCGACGCUGAUGUCACUCUCGACCAAUUCGGCGACGCUCUUAAACCCCCGUUCCCGUGCUUCCAGGAACUCCUUUACCAGCCUCCUGGUUCGGAAGCGGUCACUCAUACACCCAUUUUUAUUAUACAGGUGACGCGUUUGAGGUGCGGUGGUUUCAUCUUCGCGCUUCGUUUCAACCACACCAUAAUCGACGGAGUUGGCCUCAUUCAUUUCACAAUUACCAUGGCAGGGAUAGCUCGGGGAGUCUUGCAAGAACCUCCAUUCAAACCCGUGUGGUGCAGGGACCUUCUCAACGCCAGGGACCCUCCACGUGUCACAUUCAACCAUCGCGAGUACGAACAACUCACUGACUCCAACGACGCCGUGCCACCCGACUUCGAUCAGCGCUCCUUCUUCUUCGGCCCCGCCGAAACCGCUGCCAUCCGCGACCUCCUCCCCCGCGACCUCGGCCAGCAGGCCACAACCUUCGAGGUGCUGACGUCAUACAUCUGGCGCUGCCGCACGAGAGCACUUCAGAUCGAUCCGAAGGAGGACGUCAGAAUGAUGUGUAUCGUCGACGCGCGCGACAAGUUCGAGCCUUCACUCCCAGAGGGGUACUACGGCAGCUGCUUCGCGUUCCCGGCGGCUGUGGCCGCGGCAGGAAAGCUUUGCUCGGAGCCGCUGGAGUACGCGGUGAGGCUGAUACGGAAGGCGAGGGGCGAGGUGAGCGAGGAGUAUAUUCACUCGGUGCCGGAUCUGAUGGGAUUUGGAUUUCGGGUGGGGGAAGGCGCUGGAGGAAUGGCUAUUGCUGGCGCCGGGGCGUUUCCUGCAGUGAACUUUCAUGUGCCGAGUCAAAACGCGAAGGGAGAGGAAGGGAUUCUGGUUUUGGUUUGCUUGCCUUCACCAGUUAUGAAAGCCUUUGCCAAAGAGUUGGACGACAAUUUGGUUGAGACCAACAAAACUGUUUAG